Penaeus monodon (black tiger shrimp) is the source of this 3927-nucleotide messenger RNA. RefSeq lists its product as uncharacterized. The record is from RefSeq and is a predicted model, not a curated record. Lineage: Eukaryota; Metazoa; Arthropoda; Malacostraca; Decapoda; Penaeidae.
AACAAGUAAAUAGAAAUCUUUUAGUGACCGAGAUGGUAAACUUUUGUGAGAUUUGUGUCUGUUCUACAUAUGUUGUUUGUAGAAAUAGAUUUUCACCGGUUCUGUUCAUAGUUACAUUGUAAUAUGACAUGCAACAGAUAUCUUCGUUUGUAGAAUGAAGUAUUGUGACAAUAUUUUUCUAGGGCUGCAGGCAUCACAUCAUAGAAUAAGGUCUUUAGGCUCUUAAUACGAUAUCCUUAUAAGUCAUAAAGAGAAAGAAAAAAGAUAUAUUGGCAAACCACACUUUACCAGCAAUGGCUGAGGAUUGUAGUAAAGUGAGAAAGAUAUUUGUUUCGGUGUCACCAUCUGAGUAUGACAGUUCACCAAGGAACGGAGUCAAGAUGCCAGAUCAUGUUGCACCAACUUCCUUGCCCUUUGAUCAACCAGAAGUAAGUGGUGGAGAAGAACCUUCAAAUGAUCCUGGGCCGAGUACAAGACCCAUAAAGAGAAGGAAGAAAUAUCACACGAUGGCAGAUGAAUAUCGCUUGAAUCGUAUAAUGAGGGAUAAGGAUUUCAAGCUAGAAAGGAGUAAUUUCUACAGUUUCAAGGAUACUCUGGGAGACUGGGAUGAAAGGGCCACUCAGUUUUUGAUACAGCUUAUGCAGAAAUACCCUAAAUGUCAUUUCAUUCUGUCCUCCAAAACGGAGAAGAGAAUGGUCCAUUGGGAAGCUGCUCACAAGGAAAUGGAAAUGGCUGGCUACACUUUCACAAUUCUCCAGCUUCGUAUGAGAUGGAGAGAGGUCCUACAGAAGUACAGAUGGACAGUUGAUUACAAUGACACUCAUGAAAUCAAGAAGAGGUGUGAAUACUUUGAUGAAAUGAACCAUCUCUUUGGUGAGUGGGAUAGUGAUGCCACCAGUUCAUUGCUAAACCAGAUGCACCGAGUUAAACUAGAAAACAUUAACAAGAAGAUCAUGCGAAUUGGUUUCAGUGGGUGGGAGAAGAUCACUGAGAAUAUCAAUUGUGAUGGAUAUAGAUUCUCGGUGGACAUGGUUGAGGCUCGGUGGCGCAACCUGGUAACAAUGUACAAGACCAUGGUUGACCACAAUGCCCUGCCCAACGUUGAGGCUUACACAAUUGCGUACAAGGAGGAUUUGGAAAAACUUGUAAAUUAUGUUCCCAAACGUAGACAUAAUUAUGAGAAAGUAAAAGGACGCUCAGUAAAGAUUGAGCGAUUCCCCUCAAAUGGAUCCCGAAUUUUACUGCAGGCAUACAAAGAGUCUGUGAAAAGGUUCAUGGAUCCCAACAUAGACAACAAUCUUCUCUGGGAUGAAAUAACUGAGAAACUGAAAGAGGAGGGCCUGGAUGUUUCUGCAUAUAAAGCAAAGGAAAUCCUCAAUGGCAUGAUAAAGGGAUUUGAAAAAUGCCAGUAUCACAACAGCCUUCCUGGAGCCAUAAGGAGAGAUGUCCCUUAUUACCGACAACUUGCUGAAAUUUUUGGAGUUUGUGGCAGGUGGCCUCACACUCAGACGUCAAGAACAAUGAAGAUGAGAAAUCUGAGGAAGUUCAGAUUGCGACUGCAGGCCAGUCAGCAGCUGUGGUCUUCAGAGGAAUCUCGCACUCUGCUCCAAGUAUAUCCGCACGUGUUAGAGGGUCAUGUGAGCCAAACUCUAAGUUACCAGUCAAGUGAUCUCUGGCUGCAGGUAGCCAAGGCUUAUGCUGCAACGGGAUAUCCAAAAAAAGAUGUGCCUGAGAUUGCAAUUCACAUUGGCCUUUUGCGGCAGGGUUAUUCCCAGGGCAACUUAUUUCCCUUUAUGGAGGAAAUGCGUAAAGUUAAGGAGAUGGAAGAAGCUGUGUGUUACAGUCCUGAUGUCUCAAAAUUUACUGGGGAUGUUGAAAUAACCUACUGGAGUCAUGCAGCUGUCAACCACCUGCUUGCCCUGUAUAUUGAACACCAGGCUGGAAGUUCAUCCCCGGCAAGCAAAGAAAUAGUUUUCGAGAAAAUUAAAACUAAUAUGGUUAAAUUAGGAUAUGGUUAUACCAAAGAAGAAAUCCAAGAGCAGUUCAAAAUAAUCUUGACACAGUACAACACGAGGAAAUCAAAGCUGUGUGUGUCUCCAUCAACCCCUCAGCACUCCCACAACCCAGACAUCAUCUCCUACUGGAACCUGCUGCGGGAGGUGAUUCAGCUGAGGAGGUCCUUGUCCCUCAGUUGGACGAAAGGAGCAAAGGCCUUAUCAAGUGAGGCCAGAAACGUUUUAUAUAAUGUGGCUCGGCAAGAAGUUGAUAGGAUUGUGAGCAAGAAACCCAUAAGCAUGACUCAAGGCAAGAUUAUCACACAGAUUCUGCAAGAUAUACAAAUUCAUAUCAAGGCAAAAAAGCUUUUGGAUCCUGUGCCAAAAACACGACAAGUACGAUUGCAUCUGCUUGAUGCUUUGAGAAAAUAUGAGGAACAGAAAGAGACCAAUGAGGACAUAGCUUUCAUUCACCAUUUUUUGAAGGUUAACAACAUGACAAAGCUGUUCCAGGGGAACUUGACAGAUUCCGACAUCCUCGAACUUAAAUCUAGGUCUAAGAAAAGCUUGAAAAAGAGAAAAGGAAAAUACACAAACAGGACCUUAGACCCAAAGUUUCCAAAGAAUGGAAAGACCACACUGAAUUCUCUGACCUCUGAAGACUCCUCAGAAGAAAGUGAUACCAGUUCACUGCCUUAUUUUGAUGGUCUUGAUAGUUCUAAAGAAGUAAAUCAUGUUGAAGAUCAUGUUAAAGAGUGCCUCCUCCUUGGAUUAGAUCAUUUGAGAAAAAGUGUUGAUAAAGAUUUUUUGAACUUGGAAAGAAAAGAGAGAACAGAUUUAUUACUUGAAAAUGUUGACAGACCAGAAGCGAGUGUCAACAAGUUAUGUGAUAAUUCAUAUAAUUUCUUUUCAGAGAGGACAGAAUUGUUGUAUAAAGAAUUAUAUAAGAAUAAUUAUAAUAUUUUCCAGACUACUAAACUUGUUUUAGAAAAUGAAUCAGUCUACAAGUUCAUGAAUAAUAAUCAAGAAAUAACAUUAGAAUUCCCAAGAACACUUUCUCUUCAUGUGUCUAGCAAUUCAAAGGGAGAUAUUCAAGUAGACAAAAGAAAAGACUGUUUGAAAACAAGUAAUGAAGAGAGAAUAAACAGUGAUUACAAGUCAACAGAAACCACAUCAGAUAGAGAGACAAGGGAAUCUCACCAAACUACAAUGAUUAAUCAGUAUAAUGAUAAAGACAAAGUAAAAACAGAACCAGAAACAAGGAUUAUUCAGACAAGAUCAGACAGGAAGACUCGAUUCACAUUCUUUUCCAAGAUGCUCGCUGAAUCUGACUAUUGGAAGCACAGCUACCUCAACAUACAGCAGAUCUAAAAGACAAUCUCGAGAAAGACCUCAUUUUAACCCACAUCAAAUGGAAAGAAGAAAGCGAGGAAGGCCACAGAAAAAAAAAUCCUAUGCUAAGUCUAUGCUAUUAAAUUCUAUAGAAAAUGUACCAAAAGUUACUGCAUCUGAGAGUAAGGAAUCUCCAGUGAAUGUAAAACACCAAGAGCUGUCUGGCAAACAUGUUUUAUCAAUGGCAUACUCAGAUCCAGAAACCGCUGAUCUUGUUGAAGAAAAACUAGAUCAUGAUAAGGCAAAUGAAAAAAUAAUUCACACUUUAAAAAGUAUGCACACAGAACAGAAUGAUGUAAUUUCACAAAUGCAGAGUAUUUUCAAAAAUUUAAGAGAAAAAUUGGCAUAAGAGUAUAUAUUUGUGCCAAGAGAUAAUAAGCAUUAACAGUUGGAUAACUUCUGAAUUUAGGGAAUUGUUUUGAAAAUAUUUUGUAUACCUUUGGUAUAUUGAUGCUAUAUUAGCAUUGGUUGGUAAUAUAUGUGCAUUGCAGCAUGUGCAGGAUUGUAUAUAAAAAGAAUAAAGAACAUACCAAAAAGGAAA